This is a messenger RNA of Fusarium coffeatum, 1365 nucleotides long. RefSeq lists its product as uncharacterized. Bases 1 to 1365 code for a protein of 454 amino acids. The record is from RefSeq and is a predicted model, not a curated record. NCBI's taxonomy places the organism in Eukaryota, Fungi, Ascomycota, Sordariomycetes, Hypocreales, Nectriaceae. The transcript has a single exon.
AUGACGGCACAAGACACAACAACGCAAAAGCUAGACAUGGAGCUGGACAUCAUCGGGCAACAGCCUCUCAUGACCGAGAUCUACACUCAAAUCAGCUUUGUCUUUCCCGUUACCGAUGACUCCACUCAUCCCGCUAUCCUCGACACAUUCAACAAGGGUCUUCAGCGCCUCUCACAAGCGUUCCCGUGGGUGGCUGGCCAGGUGAAGAAGAAUGAGACUGAUGCCCUCAGAAUUACUCCUUUUGAAGAAAUACCGCGAAUGAUCGUCAAGGACCUUCGGAAUGACCCUUCUGCACCUACCAUGGAGGCCCUGAGAAAGGCGGAAUUCCCAAUGAAGAUGUUUGACGAAAACGUCAUUGCGCCACGGAAGACUUUGCCAAUUGGCAUUUCGCCUGACGAGCCAAGUCCCGUUCUCAUCUUCCAACUCAACUUCAUCCAAGGCGGUAUUAUUUUCACAGUCAAUGGACAGCAUGCUUGCAUGGAUAUGACAGGCCAGGAUGGAAUUACCCGACUUCUAUCUAAGGCCUGCCGCAACGAAGAAUUCACCGAAGAGGAGGUCAAGGUCAUGGCCCUGGAGCGCAAGGGUCUUGUCCCUUUUAUCGAUGAUUACAAACUCGACAAUGAGCUGAGGCAUCAAGUCGUCAAGCCCCCCUCAACCGAGAGCGCGCCAGCUCCUCCCAAGGCGAGCUGGGCGUUCUUCUCAUUCGGCCCCGAAGCCCUUUCUGAACUCAAGGAUGAGGCGACCCGAACACUUCAGGAUGGCGUUGAUGGAGCGGCCAAGCCUAAGUUCGUCUCAACCGAUGAUGCCCUGUCGGCAUUUAUCUGGCAGUGCACCAGUCGCGUCCGUCUUCCCCGCGUAGAAGAAUCGGCCCGAACUCUAUUCUGCCGCGCCGUUGACGUCCGAACCCAGCUUGAUGUGCCCAAGGACUACCCUGGCAUUCUACAGAACAUGGCCUACAGCAGUUCGACCUUGUCUCAAAUAUCCAACGAGCCUCUUGGCGCUGUGGCCUCUCGUCUACGAUCCCAACUUAAUCGCGAGUCUCUGCGACGUCGGACACAAGCGUUUGUUUCACACAUAGCCAAGCACCCGGGUGUCCUGUCUGUUACAGCAGAUGCCGACCCAUCCACGGAUAUCAUGUUGAGUUCUUGGGCUAAGACUGGAUGGUGGAACUAUGACUUUGGUCUUGGGCUGGGAAAGCCUGAGAGCGUAAGAAGACCGAUCUUUGAGCCUAUGGAGAGUCUGAUGUAUCUUAUGCCCAAGAGGCCUGAUGGGGAAAUUACUGCUGCUCUGUCUUUGAGAGAUGAGGAUAUGGAGAGAUUGAAGGGCGAUGAGAGGUGGACGAAGUUUGGACGGUUCAUCGGAUAG